Fusarium fujikuroi IMI 58289 is the source of this 1704-nucleotide messenger RNA. RefSeq lists its product as uncharacterized. The transcript has a single exon. NCBI's taxonomy places the organism in Eukaryota, Fungi, Ascomycota, Sordariomycetes, Hypocreales, Nectriaceae. The record is from RefSeq and is a predicted model, not a curated record. The coding region runs from base 1 to 1704 and encodes 567 amino acids.
AUGAGCUCGCGGCGAAUACCUCGCCAGACGCGUUCGCAACCAAGUUCAGUCUGCGAUGCCAAUCGUGGGGAUUGGGCGUCUUUUGGCGCCGUGGCGCAUCCAGCCGGAGCCCAGGAUGAUGGGUUCCAUUGGCAACAGAGCAACCAGGUCCCCCCUGAAUCAUGGACCAAUUUUUCGGACAAUUUACUUCCUACUUUAGAUGGCGGUACUGGAUUGCACUUUGAUCAGACAUUGUUGGAUGACCUGACCUUUGGUUGCCCAGACUUGGCUGCUGGCAACUUGCUGCUCGAUCACAUUCAUACAUCCAGCCGAGGUUCAUGGGGCCAGCAAGAGAUCCAGGAUUACUCCAACAGCGACAUGUUCACUUCUUACAAUAUGCAGCGGGCCUUGAGUACUUCAUCUCCAGCGAUUCAGGAAUGCCGCAAGACGGAUAACUCAACGAUUCCCCAGUAUCCUCCCAUUCCCAUCACCCCAAGUUCGACUCUUCCACGCCGCAGAAGUCGCUAUUCUCUCAGACAUACACUGAAUGGCGGACGGAGAAUUCAUAUUCCUGUCUACGACGCAAGUGAGAAAGCCUCCGAGCCCUUGCAGAGAUGGAGAAAUAGCCCUCCAGAAACCGAGCCGGCAUCUUGGUCUGCUAUUUAUGAUACAUUGCAAGGAAAUCCUCUGGGCGAUAGCAUCCAAGCCCCUUUGACCAGGAUGGAAUCAUCAAGUCCGAGCGUGGCCAGUUGGCACAGUCAAUCUUCAAGCUCAAUUGUCUCUACCCAAUCGUCUCGCUCGUUCCAGAAUCGCCACAGAAGACGAGUCACGAAGAGGAGGACUGACGUCGCUGGUACCAAUAGGAAACCUCGAAUCUUCCAUUGCACAUUUUGUUGCGAUUCGUUCUCCAAGAAGCACGACUGGACCAGACACGAAAAGACGCUCCAUCUUGACUGCGACCAGUGGAUUUGUGCACCUUACGGUGGUGCAGUGGUAUCGUCAUUAACUGGCAGGAGUACAUGUGCAUACUGCAAUAUCCUUGAUCCUACUGAACAUCACCUAAACUCUCAUAACCAUGACGCAUGUCAUAAUGGUCAACAGCCACACAUUUUCAGGCGUAAAGACAACCUCAUUCAGCAUCUCCGCGGGUUUCACCAGCUAGACACACUGCCCAUCUUGGAUGACUGGAGGAUACCGCCUCCCCCGAUCUCCUCGCGAUGCGGUUUCUGCGACCAGCAUCUCACGUCUUGGCAGGACCGUGCCGAUCACCUCGCACAGCAUUUCCGCCAUGGCAAAACAAUGGCAGAUUGGAAAGGCGAUCACGAUUUUGAACCCUUGAUCGCUGCACAGGUCAGAAACGCGCUGCCGCCAUACCUCCUUGCAAACGAGGCUUUGACCAUGGUGCCUUUUUCCGCCACGGAUCCAACGGUGCCGGACCAUUUCGCUCAGAUAGAAGAGAGGAAUGGCAAGACUGUCCCGGAUCCCGAGCAACAGCUCGAUCCCGGGUUCGACUUAACCCCUGAUUCAUAUACCAAGUUUCUAACGUGGCAUUUGGGUCGUUUUGCUCAACAGUCCUUCGCGAGUGGUGUCUUUCCAACGGACGAGAUGUUCCAGGGCGAGGCAAGGAGGCUGGUGUAUGGCAAUGAUGAUAACUGGGAACAGACUAUAGCUGAUAACGAACAGUGGAUCGCUACUUUUCGGCGACAGCAUUUAUCAAAGGAGUAA